GAAAGGAAAUAGAAGAAAAGAAAACACCAGCUCCAUUCCCAAUCGUCUCAUUCUCUCUCCCCCUCAGUCCCAACCCCGUCUAGAUCCAGAUGGGACCUCCACCGCUGCCCCAGGCCGCUUUCCUGUGAUCCCGCCCUCUCCACUGUCCUCAACGGCAGCGUGAUCUCCACAUUUCCCCGCCGGUUUGCCCCACCAUCCGCUGCCGCCGUCCACCUGGAGUGAAGAGCCGCCGCUGCCGCCUGGAGCGGAGCAGCCGCCGGUUCCCCGCUUCAUCCGCCUCCGGCGGGAAGGAAGACCCGACUCCCUGGACUGAAGCCGCCGCACCCCUACCAUCCAACAUACACAGGUACGGAUCGGAUUGCCCACUUCUUCAGUGGCGGAGGGUGAGGCAAAACCGAUGAAGGGGCAAAUUUGUCUAAUACUAAUCAACAAAUAUACAAGUGCUAGAGUAAUUUGUCAUGAGUGAAUGUAAAUCGAGCUUGCUGUUUGAUACUGACGUUACUGAUUACCUUUUGUUUUUGGUGAUUACCGCCUUUUUGCAUUCAGUUCAUUAGGUUAUCUUGCGUACUUAGGAGGGAGAUGCCAUGUUUAGAGUGAUAGAUGGGUUCAAAUUUGACUCGAACAUUUAGUAGUCAGUGAAAUACCUUAAUUUCAUUUAGUUGUCGCUGUUUAGUGGAUUUUAUAUUUUUAUUUCAUAAUGCAUGUUUUGCACUUCUGCGAAUGAGCAGUUAGCUUCUUCUUCUCACCAUAAAGAAGGGAAUGACCUCCGUGGUCCAUUUGGACAGAGUAAGGGGAGAAAAUAGCAUAUGUGAAAGAAAGAGAGUAUUAAAGAAGAGAAAAGAUAAGGACUAUAAAAAAGGUUUCUUUUCUGUUUUUGUGUUGAGCUUGAUAUAAAAUUUAUAUGGAUAUCAUGGAAAGGAUGUUAGAAAACAGCUUUCUCUGUUACAAUAUCUGGUUUACAAAAAAAAAAGUUGCAUAGAGAACUUGACUGUAGCAACCAUGUCACAAAAGUAGAACACAAAAUUUUCCUAGUUGUACUAUUUCUUUCAGAAGGUGUACGCCAGUUUGUUCUAUAUUAAAGAAACAAGAUUAUAUUUUUUUUAUGGAACAAAGGUUCUUCACAAGAUCAACCAAGUUUUUUUUGUUCAUUGUAUUAGAAUGUCUGUAUUUUUAAUCCAUUGAACUGUAUGUAACUAAAUUUUGUGAUUAAGGAUUAUCACUUGCCCCAAAGGCCAUUUCCUUCUGUGGUUAAGGAUUAUUUCAUUUCAACAAAAUAAAUAAACAAUGUGCAGCAUUUACUGUUGUCUUCAUGUUUAGAAUAGCGGUUAUGAGGCACUAAAUGAUAUAAACACACCAUUUUGUAUCAGUACGAUAAAUUAUUUGGUCACAAUGACAUCACGAUGUUUCUACGCACCUGUUUCCAUGCUUGCUUUCAAGACUUGCACAAAUAUUCUGGAAUCAGUACUUUGAAAUGCACAAGGUGCUAGUUGGGUGGUGGGAUAGAGCCUAAGUGGCAGUGUUACCGGGACACAGGUGCGGGUGUUGGUGCCCGACUCAGGUGUGGGUGUCCAAUUUGGCAAACACUAGAAACUUGGAUUUGGGGAUUCAUCUAAUAUAUUAAAUUUAUAAAAGUCAAAAUUACGUAUUAAAUUAUAAACUUGCUGGGGAAACCAUUUGCUAUUGUGUCACAUUCCUCAUUAGUCCAUAUGUGAUCAAUCCACAACAGAUGCACCACAGGUUUAAAAAGAAAAGAAAAAAGAAAAGAAAAGGGAAUAAAGGAAGAGGUGGGCUAUUGCCUAUUGGACUGGCCCAUCCAGCCCACCUACUACCACCUCCCAAGCCCCAACUCCACUCUUCACGUACGCAAGCCCCUACUCCACUCCUCACGUACGCAAGCCCCUACUCCACUCCUCACGUACACAAGUCGCCCCCGCUCUUUCCCCUUCGUUGAUUCUCUUCUUCCACAACGCAAAGCCACCCGACUCACGCACACAGCAGCAGCCACCGCUCGUUCUCUCCUCCAUCAUGGACUCGCCGCUCCCUUUUCCGCUGCCAGCCGCCUCUGUAGGCUCACCCCUCCAUCUCCCCUCCCUAGUUAGCUACAUGGACUCGUCGGAGACGAGUCCGGUGCGUGUCUACACAGCAAAAAAAAUUCAGACUCGCGAGUCCCGGUAACACUGCUAAAUGGUGACGAUGAUUAGGCGGCUAAAUGGCCACUUAGACGGUCUAGGCGGCAAUUAGGCACUAGGUGGGAGGGUGCCGUCCAGCUCCUAGGUGCCGCCAGCUGUUUUGAAUCAAUAUCUAGAAGUCAUCUGAUUUGGCACCAAAGCAAUGUGGUGUCUCAUAUUAAACAACUUGCACUAUGAUUAUAUAAUAUGACUACAUCAUUUUGUAUAGUCUGAUUCUAAAUUUGUGUUUUAUGUUCAGACUUUAAAGUGCUUGGAGUGUCAUUCUGCUUCUUAUCUUCUUGAUAGACAAUGCUUUUUUGUGAGUUGUGUAAAAUUAUUGGAGAUCUUUGUCCCAGUUCGUGGAUGAAAAAAAUCAGAGUACAUUUAUUAUAGACAUUUUCUGGUUUGUGUCAAUAUUAUUAGCAUGAUCUGUCUUUUUCAGCAUAGGGUUUCCUGUUGUAUUACUUAUUAGGUAGCAUAUACACCUGCAAAAUUGUUUGCGGAUCAAAUGUAACUGUGCUCUAUUGGGGUAUUUGAUGUUAUGUCUUGCGGGCAUUGGUUUCUCGCUAACCAGAAUGGUUAAACAAAAACUUCUUGCCACCAUGUAAUUUGACAUGAUGGAAAAAUGUAGCGAUGCUCCUGAAUUACACAGACAAUUCUGUUUUGUCAUGUAACUUUGUUUAGUUCCUUUGUAAGCUGGCUGGCAAUCUAUUACUUUUUGCUAUACUACAAAUUCUUUUAUGAAAAAUCAUGGAAACUGGGAACCUGUGUAAACUUUAUAGUUUAUACUCCAUACUAUAGUAGACACAACUAGUUACAAUGACCUGCCAAAUUACUUUUCUACUGUCAAAUUACUUAUCUAAGGAAAAAGGAAAAUGGGGAUUGACAUUCACAUAUUAACAUUCAAUGGUCUGCCUUGUUUUUCUGCACUUUAAUCUCUGUGAGUUCCUAGAAUUUACCCAACACUAGAGGGACAUUUUGUUGCUUGCUUUCUGGUUCAUGGAUCUAUUGCUCCAUAGUGUGUACACUUUAUUUCUUCUCAGGUAGACAUGCAGUCUUAUGCUUAUUAAUUUUAUUUAAUCUAUGUUUUGCAUAUACUGUUCAGGUAUAACAGACUUUGACAUUAUUGGUUAUGGAUUUAUUGCAGACAGGAUAUAUUACAUUUUUCUGCUUGGACAUUGCUUCCUUUUAAUCUGUAAAUAUAUCUCUUGUUCUUCAAUUAUGACAACUAUGGUUGAAGGAUGUGUUGGUCCAAGUGAGCUUCACCUGAAGAAGGAACUUACUGCCUUGAGAAAGGCACGGUUUUUGCGUGAUCCUGAAACAUGCUCAUCCUGGAGGUCCCCUUUAAGUUCUAAAUCAUUCUUGGCAACUGAUGUUAUACAUCAUAAUGGGAUUGGCAGUAAUUUAUCACAACAGCACACAGAGCCAGCUGCUGGGCCUCCCAAAAGUGAAAAGAAAAUGAAAAAUGUUUAUCUUUACAAUUGGAGGCAUAAUUCUAACAAAUCCAGUGAAAGUGGGAUAAAGUUAGAUGCGGAUGAUAGACAAGCUUCAGCAGACUGUAGCCUGGAAAGCCCAUGCAUUUCUAAUGGUAUGGACUCUAGGAGUGACACAUGUCUGGAAGUUCCUGUCAGCAUAUACAGUGUUCAAGGCUCGAAUUCGUGCACUCCUGUUAAAAGAACUAUUAGAAAAGUGAGGAGGAGUUCAUUCUCAAAGAAAGGAGCAACGAGAAAUUCAACCGUUUCAAAGUUGCUAGAUCUCCACGUGAACUCUGGUGAGCACUCUGAGGAUACUGAGAACUACAACUCAGAGAAUCACGAGCAGCUUCAGAAGGGAGGCUAUUUUUCUCACUCUACAUCACCACUAUUUGCUGCGACUGGAUGUCUUAGCUCAUCGAAUCUCUCUAAGCCGUUGAAAGUGUCAAGAAGAGAAGGAUCUUCCUUUUCUUGCACUCCGGUCUCCACUAGCUCCUAUUACAGGUACAAAGGCAGGAAUGCUAGCAUUGUAGGCUCAUGGGAUGGAACAACUGCUGCUUCACUGGACGACGAUGGGCUCAACCAACCAGAACUGUUUAGAAGUCAAAGGUGUGGCAUUCCUUGCUAUUGGUCAAAGAGGAGUAAACACAAGGGAUCUGAAAGGAGUUGUUCUCCUUCGCUUUCUGAUACACUUAGAAGAAAAGGCAGCAGCCUUUUAUGUGGGAGUCAGACAACGCAUAGGAGGAAGAAAUCAUCUGGCUCCAAUAAAUAUGGAUAUCUAAACAAAUCUUCCCAAGGUGUGCCACUGUUGGGUGAUAGUAGUCAUUUUGCUUAUUCAUCAGUUGAUUCAGCAAGUGAUGAAGUUUCAACCAUCUUUGGAGAACUAGAUCUGGAAGCUUUGAGCCGUUUGGAUGGCAGAAGGUGGUCAAGCUGUAAAAGCCAGGAUGGGAUUGCAUUGUCUGUGAGUGGAGCUGAUCAUGUAGUUUCAGACCACAGAAGCUUGAGCCAGAAAUAUCGACCAAGGUCAUUUCACGAAAUUGUUGGUCAAAACUUUGCAGUACAAUCUCUUAGUAAUGCCAUCAUACGGGAACGAAUAGCCCCAGCUUAUCUGUUCCAUGGGCCUCGUGGAACAGGAAAAACAUCCGCUGCAAGAAUAUUUUCAGCAGCUUUAAGUUGUGCUGCUAUCGGAGAGACCAAGCCCUGUGGAAUUUGUACAGAGUGUAGUGACUUCUUCACUGGAAAUGGAAUUAAUCUAAUCGAGGUUGAUGCUACCAACAAGAAAGGUAUAAACAGAAUUAGGCACUUGAUUGAAAAUAUACCAGCAUCCGCAACUUCAUCACGAUACAAAGUAUUUGUUGUUGAUGAAUGUCAUAUGGUAUCUUCUAAAGUCUGGUCAGCAUUUAUGAAGUUUCUUGAUGAACCAUUACCUCGUGUUGUCUUCAUAUUUAUAACAAUAGACCCUGAAAACCUCCCUCGUUCUGUCAUAUCACGUUGUCAGAAAUACAUGUUCACCAAGAUCAAAGACAUUGAUAUAGUAUGCAGGCUGAGGAAAAUUGCUGUGAAGGAAAACCUUGAUGUUGAAUUGGCGGCUUUAGAUUUAAUAGCGCUAAAUUCAGACGGAUCGUUGAGAGAUGCAGAGACAAUGUUAGAUCAGUUGUGUUUACUAGGGAAGAAGAUAACACCAUCACUUGUAAAUGAUCUGGUUGGGGUUGUGUCCGAAGAGAAACUCCUUGACCUUUUGGAGAUAGCCAUGUCAUCAGACACUGCCGAAACAGUCAAAAGGUCAAGAGAGCUGAUGGAUUCUGGUGUUGAUCCAAUGGCAUUAAUGUCUCAAUUAGCUGGGCUCAUAAUGGACAUCAUUGCUGGGACCUAUAGAUUAGCGGACCCUACUUGCGGUGGAGAUGGAAUUGGUGGUCGAAAUAUAACUGAUGCUGAGUUGGAAAGAUUACAACAGGCGUUGAUGAUUCUUUCUGAUGCUGAAAAACAGAUAAGACGUUCAAGUGAGCGUUCGACAUGGUUCACUGCAGCUUUACUCCAGCUUGGUUCUGGUCAUAAUUCAGACAUAACCCAAUCAAGAAGCAGCAGUAAGCAAAGCGCUAAAGCAACCAGUGAAACCGUGAUGGAAGCAGUAAGACAAUCCUCCGCUAGCAGGACUACAUCUCAUCCUUUAUUUACUUUUCGUGAUUCAAAAAAAACAUUGGAUCUCAAAACAACCAGUGGGCACUCCAGUCCUCAGGGCCUUGCUUCAUUAUCUUCUAGGAUGAGAUCAAAUGACAUCGUGAUUUGUGGAGAGUGUAGGUCUGUCGAUAGAGCAUUACUGGAUUCUGUAGGUAUUUCUCCUGAGCAAAGGCCUAUCUCAGAUAACCUUACCCGAAUUUGGAGGAAAUGCAUAGAAAACUGCCACUCUAAGACAUUGCGGCAGCUGCUCUAUGAUCAUGGGAAACUAGCAUCUGUCAAAGAAUGUGAAGGCACCAUUGUUGCUUUCAUAGCAUUUGAGGACAACAAUAUAAAGUUUCGAGCCCAAAGAUUUGUUAGCAGCAUGAGGAAUUCAAUGGAAACUGUACUGAAAUGCAAUGUGGAAGUCAGGAUUGGUUUAAUGCAAGAAUUCACCGGAGGACUAAAGCAUGAGGCGUACCCAGAUGAAACAGUUGAGUCUGAUAUCUUGAGUUCCUCAACAAACAGUCAACGACUAAAGGGAGUUCUGAACCCAUCAAGAAGUUUAGAUUAUUCUGAAGAGAUUGAUAAAAAAAUGGAACAACAUAGCAGUACGUCAGGUGCCAAUGGUGGACUGCAGUCAAGCAAUGUUCCCAUGAUCUCUGAUGGAAAUUCAAAAAUACAUAGAACAAGAGAGCAAGUCUCUGUUGAACAGUCAAAAACAGCAGCUCUUGGUGAGCGAAGGUUAGAGAGUGCAUGGCUCCAGGCUGUUGAAAAACACACACCUGGUAUGUUAAAUCAAGCAAGACCUGAGAGAAAUCAAGUCCUUCCGCAAGCUGAUGGUCGGCAUCAUGGGAGGUCCUCAAUGGCCACCAUUGUUCCCUCAAGGCAUGUCGACAAGGAUCUGACUAAUGAACUGAAAGCUUUAAAGAUCAGUGACAGUCAUGGUCCCCAGAAAGGCCAGAAUGUACAAAUGGAGAACGGUUAUGCUAUUUCACCAAGCCUCUUGCACAGAAACAGCCAUUUGGCAAAUUGUGACAAUGAGAGUGUGGUUUCUGAGUCCGGAGCACCAGGUUGUCAUGGGCUCUUCCCCUGCUGGAAAACUGAAAAAUCGAGAAGAAGAAAGGGAAAAGGACAGACACGGUUGAAGUCAUCUUAAGAUGGCAAUUGAUGUUAAUAAAGUGAGUAUUGUGGCCCUGGGCUGCUGAAAACGGUUGAAAAAAUGCUGUCCCUCACAUACCUGCCCUGUUUAAUUCUUUCCAGAGGAUUUAUGAUGAUCAAAUCAUUAUAUUUUCUUUGCAUUUGUGCUUCUGCUCUGGGAAUUCGGCAUUUUCAACGCAUGAACUCAGUAGAGCGUGAUCAAGUUGGAUAUUCAGCGGAAAUUCGAUGGACAUGCGGAUUCUAACAAAUGAAUCUGAUCCAUUUAUGCUUCUUGUACAGACAUUUGGAUGUGUAAGUCCAUUUAUGCUUCUUGUACAAACAUGUAUUAGUGAGUUGAUCAGACGCACUCAUUAUUUUUUUGCACUACUAUUUUUGGUACUGUUGUCAUUUGACAGCAUUUGAGUUUACCGUUCAUUUGUUAUUCUACCAACUAUUUUUGUUAGAAGAAUGGAAGUGUCGUUAACUUGUGAA
Molecule: messenger RNA, 7426 nt
Organism: Phragmites australis (common reed)
Lineage: Eukaryota; Viridiplantae; Streptophyta; Magnoliopsida; Poales; Poaceae
Product: protein STICHEL-like
Exons: 6
Coding region: 3252-6953 (1233 amino acids)
Biological process (GO): DNA-templated DNA replication; DNA repair
Cellular component (GO): DNA replication factor C complex; nucleus; DNA polymerase III complex
Molecular function (GO): ATP binding; DNA-directed DNA polymerase activity; DNA binding
Source: RefSeq, a predicted model, not a curated record